Pseudoliparis swirei is the source of this 1432-nucleotide messenger RNA. RefSeq names its product ladderlectin-like. Gene Ontology annotation, molecular function: signaling receptor activity. The transcript is spliced from 6 exons. The record is from RefSeq and is a predicted model, not a curated record. Lineage: Eukaryota; Metazoa; Chordata; Actinopteri; Perciformes; Liparidae. The coding region runs from base 145 to 864 and encodes 239 amino acids.
CUCGGAGCGGCGUGGGAAGCCGACGCCGUCUGCGGGCCAAGAGGAUAAAAAGGCCGGAGCAGCCGAGGGGCCACGCGGCGGCUCCAACAGUUGAACUCCCUCCUCCUCUUCAUCGUCCUCCUCCUCCUCCUCCUCCCCACCACCAUGAGGGCCCUCGGCGUGUCUCUGGUCCUCGGCUCCUUGCUGACCCUGAGCCGGGCCGCCCCGCUCUACCCCAACAACAACAACAACAACAACCUCUCGAGGAGCUCGGGUCUGUGCGAGUACGAGAGGGACCAGCGCCCCCACCUGGUGGGCUCCUUCCGGCCGCGCUGCGACGCCUACGGGAACUUCCUGCCGCAGCAGUGCUGGGCGUCCAGCGGCUACUGCUGGUGCGUCAACACGGUCACCGGAGAGGACGUCCCCGACAGCAGCAGGCCGAUGGGCGGGGGGGCGCACAGCGACUGCGGCGAUGAGUUCUCCUGCCCGGACCGCUGGGACCGCUUCGGUCACCAGUGCUUCGUCUUCAUCGACAGCAGGAAGACGUGGACGGAGGCCGAGGGCUACUGCCUGUUCGAGGACGCCAACCUGGCCACGGUCCACGGUCCCGAGGAGAACCGCUUCCUGCAGGCGCUGACCCGGGGGGAGAGCCACGAGUUCCCCGUGAGCUGGAUCGGGGGCUACGACGCCAUCCACAUGAACAACUGGAUGUGGACCGACGGCUCCAGGUUCGACUAUGAGAACUGGGCCGUGGACUACGAGCCCAGGAGAACCCAGAGCUGCCUGAAGAUGAACUAUGGCUACCAGAAGAAGUGGAUCAACAGCCACUGCAACGACACGCUGCCCUUCAUCUGCGCCAAGAUGAUGGACCCUCACCUGGCUUAGAAAGUCCUGGUCCACCUGUGAAGUCCUGGUCCUCCUGUGAAGUCCUGGUCCUCCUGUGAAGUCCUGGUCCUCCUGUGAAGUCCUGGUCCUCCUGUGAAGUCCUGGUCCUCCUGUGAAGUCCUGGUCCUCCUGUGAAGUCCUGGUCCUCCUGUGAAGUCCUGGUCCUCCUCUGAAGUCCUGGUCCUCCUCUGAAGUCCUGGUCCUCCUGUGAAGUCCUGGUCCUCCUCUGAAGUCCUGGUCCUCCUGUGAAGUCCUGGUCCUCCUCUGAAGUCCUGGUCCUCCUCUGAAGUCCUGGUCCUCCUGUGAAGUCCUGGUCCUCCUCUGAAGUCCUGGUCCUCCUCUGAAGUCCUGGUCCUCCUGUGAAGUCCUGGUCCUCCUGUGAAGUCCUGGUCCUCCUGUGAAGUCCUGGUCCAGGUCUUUCCAACAUCUCACCUCCUUUUGGAUUCAACACGACCCAGAAUCACAUUUCUGAGAUCCUUAAAGCAGACGAGUGAAUUAUGUUUCAGUGUUAAAGCGCCAAAUUACAUCAAAUAAAAAUAAACAUCUAUAAAUAGAAUACAAUAAAGUC